AUGAAACUAAUCGGUUCUCUUAUUUACCUUCAGGAACCUCCCUACCCGGCACGGUGUUUCCCAGACCCCUGCCUCAACAUCACCUUCACCAACGCUUCAUAUGUCUGUGGCGACUCACGCCUUGGUCCGGUCGAACUCCCCAAGGACUUCCCGCUCUCUACAGAGACGGCUACCUAUGCCCGAUUCGGUAAUCUGUGUCCGUAUGAAUUCCUUGAAAAGUGGACAUAUCACAGCGGUCCCUUCGAAGGCAAAUACCAUUAUCCUGAUUCCAACGGAUCCGUCAUCGACAGCGAGGGGAACCCAAUUGUGGGUGACUACGUCCUCCCCGUCGGACGUAAGGUUGAUCGCUUCGGAUCCGAAGGUGGCAACUUCCUCGGUCCGUUGGGUGCGCCUUACAUCGAGCGGGCUUUGCCCCCCUCGAGUCUGGACACAUACGACAAGAGUUUCCCUUACGAAUACUAUGUUUAUGAGGUGAUCAAGGAAUUUACGGUCUAUCUGUCGCCUAUCACACCGUGGUUUGAACAGCCUGGAAUGGGAACCCAAUUCUAUACUGCGGACAACAUUUCAGUGCUUCUGGAGAACCAGAAUCUCCGACGUCUGGAUAGAUCGGAGUAUGAUCAAAGGGCAGACUUUGCAGACAACUACACUCCCGGGCCAGAUAAUAGCUAA
Molecule: messenger RNA, 669 nt
Organism: Penicillium maclennaniae
Lineage: Eukaryota; Fungi; Ascomycota; Eurotiomycetes; Eurotiales; Aspergillaceae
Product: TNT domain-containing protein
Exons: 1
Coding region: 1-669 (222 amino acids)
Source: RefSeq, a predicted model, not a curated record